Molecule: messenger RNA, 384 nt
Organism: Micromonas commoda
Lineage: Eukaryota; Viridiplantae; Chlorophyta; Mamiellophyceae; Mamiellales; Mamiellaceae
Exons: 1
Coding region: 1-384 (127 amino acids)
Source: RefSeq, a predicted model, not a curated record
AUGCACGCCGUCGCCGCAUCCAUCGCGUCGUUCGCGCCCGUCGCCACAUCCACCGCGCGCGCUCCCCGGCGAAAAUCCACCGGCGUCGCCGCGGCGCGUCCGACCAUGCCGCCCCCCGCGGAUAAGAAGAGGAACGUCGCGUCCGUCGGAGUGGCGCUCGUCGCCGCGGUGUCGCUCAACCUCGCGCCCGCGCCCGCGCUGGCCAACGUGAAGUACGCCAACGACUGCGAUCCCAUCUGUCACGUCCUGGACGACGGCGCGGCGAAGAGCGCCAAGAUGGAGGAGGACAUGAAGAAGGGAGGGGCCGACAUGGGAUCGGCGCUCGAGCGUCUCAUGGCGGAGCGGAAAGCCGAGGAAGCCGCCGCCAAGGGCGCCAAGAAGUGA